This is a messenger RNA of Anolis carolinensis (green anole), 4184 nucleotides long. RefSeq names its product multimerin 2 (gene mmrn2). The record is from RefSeq and is a predicted model, not a curated record. Gene Ontology annotation, molecular function: protein binding. The coding region runs from base 273 to 3236 and encodes 987 amino acids. The transcript has 7 exons. NCBI's taxonomy places the organism in Eukaryota, Metazoa, Chordata, Lepidosauria, Squamata, Anolidae.
CAUGUUACAGACCCAAGCAUAUACAUUACAUACCACCUUUUGCACUGAUGUCUUUUGGGCUCCUGCACAGGAACCCUCCUCUCCUCUGUCGUCUGACCUCUGACAUUUCAAUGGCAGCUGGGAGGGUCAACAACUUAAUUUCCGCUCUUUGUUAAAAGUGGUGAAAUUCCUCCUUCCAAGCUUUAACUUAAAGAAUGAUGCAAGAAGGAUUGUAAGAACAAUCUGAUCUGAGGCGCCGGGAGGUGUGAGCAGCUGAGAGGAACCCACCUACAAUGAUUGCUAAGAUUUUACUCCUUUGUGGUGCUAUAGGACUGACACAGUCAGACGUCGGUUUGCACUAUCCAGAUCAUCAUGGGCAUAAAUCAUGGCCAGAAGAUCAUGGGAUGCCAACCAACUCACAGCCGCCUCCUCUGUUUGAGGAAUAUUGGGGAACAGAGUUUGACAAAGAUGAAACCCCAAAUCAAGCUCCCACAGCGUUGACUGGAUUGGACCAUGACAACACGGGAAGUGAUCGGUCAAGAAAUGGAAACUGGUGUUCCUCCAUCCGAUCCCGGCCGAUCACAUACAUAGCUGCUUGCAAGACUGAGAAAUACGUUGUUAAGUCACAGCGGCCAUGUCCAAAUGGGACUCCAGAUUGCCAGAAAAUCAUGUACAGAGCAGCUUUGAAACCAGUCUACCAAGUAAAACACAAAGUCAUAAGUUCUCUAUACUGGAAAUGUUGUCCUGGCUACAGUGGGAAGAACUGUGAGCAUCACGAUCCGAAUUUUCUUCCAGGGCCCACUGAUCAGCCAAGAAGCUGGGAAAAAGAAAGUGAUGCUUUCUCAAGCCAAAGAGAGAUCAUUGAAACUCACCAGAGCCAUGAAGCCCAGCUAAAAGACCUCCAGAAUGAUGUUCAGCAGGCAACAAACCAUUUGGGAAUCCUACAGAAGGCACUGCAAUAUAACAUCAGCAGGACAAGAGGAGAAGUGAAGCACAACCGAUCAGAAGUACAGGAACAAUAUCUGCAGCAAACGCUCUUUCCCCACAUGGAGAAUUUUUUAAGGGAGCAUUUUCAACCAGUCUGGGCAAACUUAAAUAAAAGUCUACAGGAUCUUUCUACUGGUCUGAAAAACCUUUCACAUGAUGUUGAGGCAAAUCGGAGAAGCAUAGAGAGAUUUCAAGAAACCACGGUGCCUAAGAAAGAUUUCCAGGAGCUGGGAACAAAAUUUGAAUCCAAAGUCCAAACCAUCAUAUUUGGGGUGGAGGAAAUGAAGAGGGAAUUAGAGGAUCAUUUCCACCAACAGCAAGCAGCCAUUCAUUACAAUCUCACUAUGAUCAAAGCAGACACUGACAUCAAGCUGAAGAGAAAUCAUAAGAAUCACCUUGUCGAUUUGUCAGCUUUAAACAACAGCCUCUCAGGCAUGAGACAAGAGCAAAGCAAGCUUCAAAGAGAACUUGAAGCCCUGAGCAGAAACUUAGUUUUCCCAAUACAACCUGGCAGCCCAAAUGAGGCAUUUGCUGAAGAAGACACUCAAAUUCUCAAUCAGAGCUUGGCUAAGCAUGCAAGACAACUGAAAGAGCUUUAUGAGCAGUCUGAUGAGGACUACCAAGAACUCAAUCAAUUAAUCAAUAGCUUAAAAGCCAGCACAAAGCAAGAAACCAGUGAGCUUAGAAUGAAUUUAAUGGAGAAGAGUCUGAUAAUAGAGGAAUACAGAGAAAGCAUGGAAAGAAAAAUUGUGGAUCUCAACAAUACUUUGGCAAAUAUUGAAGAAAGACAGUGGGAUCUAGAAAGGUCUCUGAAAAUAUGCCACUGUGAAAAUCUUCCUCUGGGCAUUGCUGUGGAAGAGCAAGAGAACAUCACUCAGAUAUAUAGAGAAGAAAUAAAGCAACUGGAGGCACGCUUAAAAGAUCUUGCUGCAGCUUUUCCCCUUUUAUAUCAGUCUCUUGAUUUCCAGCAGGAACAGAACCGGAAGCUGGAAGAUGAUAUGUCUCUUCUUCGGUCCCAUACUGACACGUUGUCUGAAAUUAUGGGCACCUUGAAAAAAACAGAUGAAAAAAUGCAUGGGCACAUUAAGUAUCUCAACAGCUCUUUCAACUCUCUUCUGGUAGAUGCAAUGAGACAUGAGAAAGCACUUGUGGCCAUGCUUGGAGAUGAAAUUAUGGAAACGUUGUCUGAAGAUGAUCCUGAAAGUCUUUUCUUGCCUCCAGUUCAUCUUCAUGUUAUGAAUAUAGAACUGAUUUCGGAUCAUCUCAAGAAGCACAACCUUACACUGGAAUAUAUUAUGAACAGAAUCCAGUCUUUGGAAAUGGACCACAAGAAUAACCUUGAUGCCUACACAUCUCUUAAAAAUCAUGAUCUUGACAAGCAAAUGGAGGACAUGGAAAAAGUGGUGAACACAGAGCAAGGGAUAAUGGAACAUAUGGAGCCAAACCAUGAAGCUGCCAUAGAGGAUGCCCCUGUCUAUCAAGAUAUUAUGAUCCUAAAGAAGGAAAUUGGACAUCUCAAUAAGGAGAUGAAGGAAUAUCGGUUGCAAUGGGAUCAUGCUCGUUUGUGCUGUAAUCAGACCAGGGUCAAUCUAGUAGAACCACUCAGUAUUUCAGUGGAGAAUUUGAGGGAAGACUUUGCAUCAACCCAGCAAACCUUGGAAGAGCACUUACAGGUUGUUCAAAAGCUGUUUGGAAGCUAUAGAGAAUUACUUGCAGCAAAUGUAAGUUUGGAUGUUGCCAAGAUUCAAUCAAUGAUGGGCAGAAGAAUGAGGAAGCAGCUUAAAGUUCAGGAGCAGGAAAAAAUGAGAGACAAGAAAGAGGCCAAGGACAUUAAAGAAGGCACUUUAAAUGGAAGAAACAAGAUACAUUCAGAAAUCUUGGAGACAGGCACAAAAAUAGCAUUUUAUGUGAGACAUCCAGAAGGAAGAGAGCAUCAGACAGGUUUCAAUGGAACACACCUGAAUUAUGGAAAAGGUUACUUUCCUGAGCACAAUUACUUCAAGGCACCACAGAGUGGUGUUUAUAUGGUCGCCAUCAGUAUGGAGCUCCCUCCUGAACCUGCCCUGGGACAACUGGCUUUUAGUAAUGGACAGAUACUGAUACUAACCGGGAACAAGCGAAGGAAGGCCAGUGGUGGCUCCAUGACUACUUUUGUGCUAGUGGAGCUCAUGAAAGGGGAGCGCAUGUGGUUUGAACUGGUGCAGGAUGCUGUAGUGAAACGGAACCCAGCUGGCUUGAGCAUGGCAGGAUUUCUAAUAUUCAAAACUUGAAAAAGAGCCAUGACAAAAGAAAUAUCUUCCUGUAUGUGCAGUUCUUUGACUGAUGACAUCGUCUGCCAGUUUUACUGUAUGUGGUUAGCCUUGCCCUUGAUAUGGCUCAGUGCUACUUUUUAGAAAUAGUUCAUUAGUUGCUAUGCAGCAUCACAACACAAAUGAAGGGAAACUGAAUUUCUUUCAUAACACUGAAUAAGGUUCACAUCUCGGAUUCUAUUGCCUUUCAUUGAAUUCCAAAACAGGCGCUCCCUUCUUAUCCACAACUACCUAGAUUGGCAAGUGGAAAAUGAGAAACAUUUUUAUAAAAAGCUUUAGGGGAGAAAGCAAUUAUUUUAAGAUUUUUUUACAAGCUUUCGGCUGGACUUGAUGCUUCUUACAUAACAGGACUGGCAUAGCCGUCUUUGCACCAUAUACUACCAAGUUGGUAGUACAAAACAAAUGCAAGUGCUGAUGAAAAUUAGCAUGUCCCACAAAGGAGUAUACAUGUAUCAGAUUUCAAAAAGUAAAAACAGCCAUAUCUAAUGAAUGCAAUAACUGUACUUAUGAGGCAUGAUGAAAGAAUUUAACUAGGCUGCAAUCCUAUAUACAUUAAUGUAUAAGGGCAAACUCCUGGACACAUUCAGCAGGGCAAACUCCUGGACAAACAUAUAUAGGUUCAGGCUGUUUCUGUACAUCCUCGAUAAAUACCCUCUUUUCUACUCUAGGUUGUAGUUUGCUUUGCAAAUUUAAUAUUUCACUCAAGCACUUGGGUCAUAAAAUGUUUCUGUACCUGAAACUGUACAUAGUUGAAAAAUAUCUUUCAAACUGUUGGCUUACUAGACCAGAUUCAAUAAUUCUAGCACUGGAUGAAAUUAAAGUGUAGGUCCCGUAGCUAUGGAUUUUGAAAUUAUCAACAUGUACUUUGAUAAAAUUAAACUAUUUUCGUUUCGGUUUUUAUAAAAGCUA